Molecule: messenger RNA, 742 nt
Organism: Arvicanthis niloticus (Nile rat)
Lineage: Eukaryota; Metazoa; Chordata; Mammalia; Rodentia; Muridae
Gene: C18H19orf53
Product: chromosome 18 C19orf53 homolog
Source: RefSeq, a predicted model, not a curated record
CGGCUCUUUCGCGUUGCCCCGCCUCUUCCGGCUUGCGGUGGAACAUGGCGCAGGGACAACGCAAGUUUCAGGCGCAGAAACCUAAAAGCAAGGGGGCUGCUGCGGUGGAGCGGAGCCGCGGGCCUCGGAAAGGCGGUCGAGUCAUCGCUCCCAAGAAGGCGCGCGUUGUGCAGCAGCAAAAGUUGAAGAAGAGCCUGGAAGUGGGAAUCCGGAAGAAGAUCGAGCAUGAUGUGGUGAUGAAGGCCAGCUCCAGCCUGCCUAAGAAGCUUGCACUGCUGAAGGGAGCAUCAAAGAAGACUGGGGCCACCACCUCUGGCAAGGCAACAUCCUGAAGGCACUGGGACUUUGCAGGUGACCCCACAGGCUGGCUGGACUUGAGGGAAGAGGAUCCUGCUCCAGACCUGGUGGCACCUGGACCAGCAAUGCCCAAUGUGAUGCUAAGCCUCAGGCUAGCUCCCAAGUGUAAGCGUGGUCAGCUUCCUCUGCUGGGUGACAGGUUGUGAUAAACUUGGCUCUAUUGUCUCUCCAGCUGUUCAGUGGGGAGAGUAUUCAGGGACUCGGUGAGAAUAAUCUCUCCCCAGGUGCGGGGCCCCCACCCCAGUCAUCUAAUGUCAGCCGUCAUUGUCUAUACACGAAGAAGGGUCCUGUAUCUCCAGUGAGGCACCACCUCCUCCCAUCACACCAAUAAUCCAGAGCCACUUGUGGACGCACCAGUGUUACCCAAUAAAGCUGUGUCACAGAG